AUUUGCCUUUUUUCCAGGAGCAUACCCCAUCAAGUUUUACCCAAAAGUGCUAGUAGACAUAAGUGGUGUCGCUGAGUUACGCUCCCACUAUCUAGACGUCAACUUGGUUCUUGGAGCUAACACGACGAUUACUGACACAAUCCACUUGUUUGAUGAACUGAGCAAAACCAAUGCCGACUUUUGGUACUUGAGAGUCUUGAGAAAACAUUUAGAGGAAGUUGCUCACAUACCUGUUCGGAACAUUGGUACAUUAGCUGGGAAUUUAAUACUGAAGCACGAGCACCCCGACUUUCAGUCGGAUAUUUUCCUUUUGUUUUCGUGUGUUGGAGCGAUUGUUACUCUAGUGGACCGUACAAUGAAUCAAACGGAGCUGAGCCUGCCUGAGUUUUUGACUGCAAAUAUAGUCGGCAGAGUCAUGACGCAAAUUAAACUGCCUCCGUUAUCCAGACAUAAUGACGUAGUGACUUAUAAGAUACCAGCAAAAGAACAAAAUGCGCAUGCUGAAGUGAACGGGGCGUUUCUUUUCACAUUUGAACCCAAGUCUCAUAAUGUGCUUAAAGCAUCAAUUGUAUAUGGAGGAAUAAAUGCUACGUUCACUCAUGCUUAUAACACCGAACGGUUCCUCAUUGGACGAAACCUUUUCACAAAUGACACGCUGCAAGGUGCUCUGCACUGCUUGGAUAAGGAAGUUGAUCCAGACUUUAAUCCACCAGAGCCUAAGCCGCAUUUUAGGAAGAAAGUUGCUUUAGGAUUAUUUUAUAAGGCCGUCAUUAAACUGUGUCCACGCGAAAUCCUCAGUCCAAAAUACGUUUCGGGCGCCACAACCGCCUACGAAGACCGGCCUCCCGUGAGCCGCAGCUACCAGGAGUACGACACCAACAGACCAGACUACCCCAUCACUCAGCCGCUGCUGAAGAAGGAGGGCCUCAUCCAGUGCGCGGGCGAGGCCAAGUACGCUGACGAUAUACCUAGAAUAUCUGAUGAAGUGUUCGCAUCAUUCGUUGUUUCUACAAUAGCGCGAGGUGAAAUAGAAAGUAUCGAUUACGCCGAUGUCCUUGAAUAA
Cydia splendana is the source of this 1063-nucleotide messenger RNA. Its product is annotated as aldehyde oxidase 1-like. The transcript is spliced from 6 exons. The record is from RefSeq and is a predicted model, not a curated record. Gene Ontology annotation, molecular function: iron ion binding; oxidoreductase activity. Bases 356 to 1063 code for a protein of 235 amino acids. NCBI's taxonomy places the organism in Eukaryota, Metazoa, Arthropoda, Insecta, Lepidoptera, Tortricidae.